Grammomys surdaster is the source of this 1575-nucleotide messenger RNA. It is a transcript of the gene Krt74, whose product is annotated as keratin 74. Gene Ontology annotation, biological process: keratinization; intermediate filament organization. Bases 1 to 1575 code for a protein of 524 amino acids. Gene Ontology annotation, molecular function: structural constituent of skin epidermis. The transcript is spliced from 9 exons. NCBI's taxonomy places the organism in Eukaryota, Metazoa, Chordata, Mammalia, Rodentia, Muridae. Gene Ontology annotation, cellular component: keratin filament. The record is from RefSeq and is a predicted model, not a curated record.
AUGAGUCGGCAACUGAACGUCAGGUCGUCCAAUGACAAGGGUGACUUCAGUGUGCUUUCUGCAGUGGUGCCAAGGAAACCCAUGGGCAGUGUGGCUUCUUGCCACGCAGCUGGCCACAGGACUGGGGCUAGAGGCAGCAGCAGGAGCCUUUACAGUCUUGGAGGGAAUCGGCAUACUUCCUUCAAUGUGGCAGGUGGCAGUGCUCAGGGCUCAGGGCAUAGCUUUGUACAUGGGUAUGGAGGGGGUCGAGCCAGUGGCUUUGCCAACAGCAUGUUUGGCAGUGUGGCCCCGGGGUCCACUUGUCCAUUGGUGUGUCUGCCUGGGGGCAUUCACCAUGUCACAGUCAAUAAGAGCCUCCUGGCUCCUCUGAAUGUGGAGGUGGAUCCUGAGAUCCAGAAGGUGCGUGCACAGGAGCGGGAGCAGAUCAAGACUCUGAACGACAAGUUCGCCUCUUUCAUCGACAAGGUGCGCUUCCUGGAGCAGCAGAACCAGGUGCUGCAGACCAAGUGGGAGCUGCUCCAGAAGCUGGACCUGAGCAACUGCAGGAGGAGCCUGGAGCCUGUUUAUGAGGCCCACAUCAGCAGCCUUCGCAAACAGCUAGAGAUGCUGGCUGGCGAAAGGGUGCGGCUGGACUCAGACCUGAGGAACAUGAGGGAUGUGGCAGAGGACUACAAGAAAAGAUAUGAGGUUGAGAUUACCCAAAGUACAGUGGCUGAGAACGAGUUUGUGCUGCUUAAGAAGGAGGCAGAUGCAGCCUACAUGGUCAAGGUGGAACUUCAAGCCAAAGUGGACUCUCUGGAAAAAGACAUCAAAUUUCUCAAGUGUCUGUACGAUGUGGAGAUUGCCCAGCUCCAGACUCAUGUCAGUGAGACCUCUGUCAUCCUGUCCAUGGACAACAAUCGAGAUCUGGACCUCGAUGGUAUCAUUGCUGAAGUCCGUGCUCACUAUGAGGAGACUGCCCUAAAGAGCAAGGCCGAAGCUAAGGCGUUGUACCAGACCAAGAUCCAGGAGCUGCAGCUGGCAGUUGGCUGCCAUGGGGACAGCCUAAAUCAUACCAGGAAUGAGAUGUUGGAGCUGAACCGGCUUAUCCAGAGGAUCCGCUGUGACAUCGCGCACGAGAAGAAGCAGUGUUCCAAUCUGGAGAAGGCCAUCGCUGACGCUGAGCAGAGAGGGGACUGUGCCCUCAAGGAUGCCCAGGCCAAGCUGAAUGAGCUGGAGGGAGCCCUUCAGCAGGCCAAGGAGGAGCUGGCCCAGAUGAUCCGUGAAUACCAGGAGCUCAUGGGCCUGAAGCUGUCACUGGAUGUGGAGAUUGCCACCUACCGCAAGCUGCUGGAGGGCGAGGAGUGCAGGAUGUCUGGUGAGAACCCAUCCUCCGUGAGUGUCUCUGUCAUCAGCAGCAGUUAUGGCUCCUACGGCUAUCAUCCAAGCUCCAUGAUCUCUGACUCUGAGGCUGGCAAUGCAGUUGGCACCCCUCGAAACAGCCAGGCCAAGACCAGAGGAUCAAGAGCAGACCUCAGGGACACCCGGGACAAGAGAACUGUUGCUGGUUGUACCCUGGCCAGGAAUACCACUUGA